Messenger RNA from Drosophila navojoa, 1304 nucleotides. It is a transcript of the gene Tsp68C, whose product is annotated as Tetraspanin 68C. Gene Ontology annotation, cellular component: plasma membrane. Lineage: Eukaryota; Metazoa; Arthropoda; Insecta; Diptera; Drosophilidae. The record is from RefSeq and is a predicted model, not a curated record.
AUCUUCGAUCCUACACAUUUUGUACUUCGUCCAACUAAAGAGCUGAAACAGCCGCAGCAAUGACAUAAAAUGAUAAACACAGUCUAUGUGCAGCCACCAGCUUUGCUUGCCACAUGCCCCACAACGCUGACCGCUCAAUUGUGUACAAAUUCACUUAAUUAAUUAAUUAAGCAACACCCACACGACUCCAAAGAUGGGGCGCUGUUUUAAUCACAAAUUUGUGCUCAACUUUUGCAAUUUUUUAUUUUUGCUCUGUGGCACGCUGCUGAUUGUGGCUGGCUGCUAUCUCUAUACGGACAACAAGCGCAUUCUGCUCUCCCGCCUUCUGGCCGCGCCCAGCGAGCAGCUCAGUUCGCUGCCCCAGCCGCUGCUCUACUACAUUGCCUUGGGCCUGGCCGUAGCCGGAUUUGUGGCCGUGCUGGCCUCCGUGCUGGGCUUCUGGGCCAGCUGCCUGCACACCUAUUGCUUCCUGAGUGUCUACUUUUUGAGCGUGGUGGUGCUGCUCUUGGCCGAGUCGAUCAUCUGCUUGGCCAUCACCCUCUGGCCGCACUGCCUGGGCAUUAGCCUGGACGAGGGGCAGAUGGUGAAGGCAUUGCAGCGCAAUUACGGCGUGCCCGGCCAGGAGCAGUUCACCAAUGCCAUGGACCUGGCCCAGACCCGCUUCGGCUGCUGCGGCAUGCGCAGUUCGCUCGACUACGACACCUCGCUGUGGCGCCUCCAGAGCUAUGGCCAACGCAAUUGGCCAGUGCCCCUGAGCUGCUGCGUUCUGGCCAAUGCACCACAGCCAUUGGCCUUCCUCGACCCCAAGCCCGCCAACGAGACGCAGUGCCAGGCACUGGAGCGCUCUGUGUACGAGCGGGAGCGCUACACCGAGUCCUGUCUGGUGCAUCUGGACAGUUGGUAUCGGGAGCAGUACGGCAUAUUUCUAGCUGCCAGCUUGGUCCUGGCCUUGGUGGAGUUCAGUGUUCUGCUGGGCAUCAUACUCACCUGCACGGGCAUUGCUUCGCGGAAGGCCAGACUCGACAGCUCUCUAUCCUCACAGACCUUCAGCCAGAAGGGCAGAAGACGCCCCACGGCCAAAUCACGCCAGGCCUUAGUUGACAACAUCUACGAGUCGGAGGUGCAGCUCCGUGGCCAGGGCGCGGGCACCUGCCUGGGCCAGUCAUCGAGCCGGCAUGUGAGCAGCGAGGACUUUAAGGAACUGUACGUCCAGCCCAGGGAUCUGUACAAGCAGCGCCAUAACACGACCUUCAAGCCCAUAGCCAGCGACUACCAGACGCCCACGAGAAGCUACUUGGUGUAGA